AUGAGUGAGGUUGAAGUUGUGGAUACCUCGAAUUCAGGCAGUGAAGUUGGGACAGUGCCGGUCACUGGUGUGCGGGUCACCCGCACUGUAUACGACCGCGAGCUGUACCUCCUCAAUUCCGGUGGAGCCCACCCCCAAAACGUCGUCAGAUCCAUCCGUCCAGCCUUCACCCACUCAAACGACACCGUUCUCUGCACCGCGUGCAAGGAUGCUUUCAGCAAAGAGGCAGUCAAGGCCGACGACUUCCGUCGAAGGCGUCGCAAUCAGCAUCACGAGUCAUCCGAGGAUCUCGCCAAGGCAGUCGAAAAGGGAUGUUAUUUCUGUAAACGCUUUGCGCGUCACUCUGCGGAUCCGAGCAUUUCGACUGUUCUGAAAGAGGAUCUCAUUCUUCAUCCAAGACCCGAUCCCGUGAGAUUAUUCUUUGCGGGUUCUGAACAGCAUACAGGACGCGCGUGGAGAGAGGAUGAUCUGGAUGACUUGGUUUGUUUCAAUCUCCUCCAGCGUAGCCCCGAUGAGGAGCCACCUGCACGGUUGAGUCCACGUAUGGACUCGCAUGAUGCUUUCAUAACAAUGCAAAAGUGGCUCAAUGACUGCGUCCGAAACCAUCCCGAGUGCAAAGUUUUCUACAGCCAUUCGACCUGGCUACCUUCCAGGCUCAUUGAUGUUGGAGACCCAGAUAGUCACUGGUGGAAGGUCAUCACCACCGAGCAUCAUCAACUGCCUGCCAAUUAUGGAGGUUAUCUCACGCUGAGUCACCGCUGGGGCUCUUCGCCAUUCGUACAGCUCACGUCGGACACACUGCCCGCAUUCCAGAACAACACAGCUAUCAAGAGUCUUCCCAAGACCUUCCGCGAUACGAUCGCGCUGGCUCAUCACUUCAAUAUUCAUUGGAAGAAAGAGUCCUCCAGAAUGGACCACGUGUACUCCAACUCCACCUGCAACAUCGUUGCCGCACACUCCGAGGGACCCGAUGGUGGACUCUUGACAGCGAGAGACCCAUCCGUCUUGGAAUCGUUUGUUAUUUGCUCAGAGAGGACGGAUAUCCCGUCUGGCGAAUACACCCCCUGGGAUCACACGUCCAUCCUAAACGACUACAACAGAGCCCCGCUGUACAAGCGCGGUUGGGUCUUCCAAGAGCGCUUACUGCCCAAAAGAACUCUUCACUUCGGUAAAGACCAAGUCUUUUGGAAAUGUAGACGGCGCCUUGCCUGUGAGAGCUUGCCCGACGGCAUACCGGUGGCACCAGACAACGACGUGGUCGAGCGCGAGAAAGGCGUCGCCCGAAUACGCAGAACGCGCCCCCAAGAGGAAGAGGAUUCGCCAGAGGAUGAAGAAACGUUCGCAACUGUCUGGGAGCACCUGGUUGAGGAGUACUCGGGCUUUAGCUUGACCUACGAAAAGGACAAGCUCGCGGGCUUGAAUGGAAUGACCGGCAUCUUUUCUAAUGCCUCCUUGAGUCGAUACAUUUCCGGUAUCUGGAACACACACAUCGCCCGACAAAUAUGCUGGAGCUUGAACCCUGCGGCGGAAAAGAAGCCCCGACCUGCUCAUCCCGCCCCAUCUUGGUCGUGGGCUUCCGUGCAAGGCAAGGUCUCGUUCAAGGCCAUCGUGAACAGCGACGAGGGCAUCUUACAUCUCGCGCGUCAUUUCUACCAUAGCGCCCAUAGCGAUGCUCCCGCAGGACGCCGCAUACCACUCGGAGGCUAUAUCAGCAUGAGCGGCAGCGUUUAUACUCUCAAAGUGUCAGACAUGUCCAACGACGGGGUUUCGCUGAGUCUUGAUGGAAGGUCGGAGCGACUGGACUACAACCCUUUCGUCUUUGACUUUUAUCGGAAGGAUUUACUCCCCGUGGAGGUGGUCAUCUUACCAAUCAUGUGUACCAGGGAACCUCCCGUCAACGCAGAGGGCGUCGAGAUUGCCGGUUUGAUAUUGCAUCCUUUGGGCUACAUCAUCGACGACUGCGGGAACAUGGCACUUCGAGGAUCCUACAGAUAUUGCGACUUCAUUGUAGCUGAAAUCGAGCCCAUAGUGCUCUAG
Molecule: messenger RNA, 2037 nt
Organism: Colletotrichum abscissum
Lineage: Eukaryota; Fungi; Ascomycota; Sordariomycetes; Glomerellales; Glomerellaceae
Exons: 5
Coding region: 1-2037 (678 amino acids)
Source: RefSeq, a predicted model, not a curated record